Rotaria sp. Silwood1 is the source of this 363-nucleotide messenger RNA. The record is from the annotation of a GenBank genome assembly. NCBI's taxonomy places the organism in Eukaryota, Metazoa, Rotifera, Eurotatoria, Philodinida, Philodinidae.
AUGACACUUGCAUAUUCUGGAUGUUUUGGUUCUGGUACUAUUCAACAUGAACUUAUGCACGUUCUUGGUUUUUAUCAUGAACAAUCACGGCCAGAUCGUGAUACAUAUGUUACUAUUAAUCAAACUAAUAUUGAAUCAGGCCAUGAACAUAACUUUAACAAAUACCGAUGGGGUACUACUGUUUAUAAUCAAAAUACCAGUUAUGAUUUUGAUAGUAUUAUGCACUAUGGUAGUAAUUAUUUUAGCAGUAAUGAACAACCGACUAUUACACCUAAAGAGGCUGGUAUAAGAAUUGGUCAAAGAGAACAUCUUAGCCCAAUUGAUAUUGCUGAAAUUCGUUCAUUUUACGGUUGUGCAGAUUAA